CUGUCGAUUGGUGUGAGCAUAUUUUGCAUCACUAGUUAGCGUGCUGCCGUCGUCGUGUUGUGCGAAAGUUUGCUCGGUUUAAUAAAUUAUUAAGCUCUUUUAAUCACGUGCAUUUUUAGAAUUAUUUAGCGCUUAACAACAUGAGCAAAUCCACGGGCAAUGCGCCACCAUUCACAUACGUUCCACCGCCAUCGGCACCGCCGUCAUAUUUGGAGGCAGUUGGCGGGGUGAAGCCAGUUGGUCCAUAUACGCCAGUUGCAGCGCCUGCAACCGUUGGGACAAACAUAUUGACCACAGUGGUACCCAUUGGUCGCACCUCGACGCACAUGAUAUGCCCCUCGUGUCAUGCAGAGAUUGAGUCGACGACACGCACGGAGCCGGGCAUGAUUGCCUAUUUGUCCGGUUUUGUAAUUGCAUUGCUUGGUUGCUGGCUGGGCUGCUGCUUGAUACCUUGUUGCAUUGACGACUGCAUGGAUGUGCAUCACACGUGCCCCAAUUGCAAGGCGUAUUUGGGCCGUUACCGGCGAUAAGUUACUGCAACUGCAACUGCUGCCAUGCAUACCGUGACACAGAUAUACAUAUGGAGGGAGGAGGAGUGUUUAAUUUAAGCGAGUGUUUUGCCUUUUUAUUUAAUUGUAAUAAUAACACUUGUAUUUCACGGUCAUAGGGAAUGCAAGGGCUUAACUCUAAUCUUAUGCUAAUCCUUGCUUAACUGCUCAAGCUCCAUGCACUUUAUUGGUAACUUGAUUAUGAUUUAAAGUUUACCAUUAAUUUUCUCAAAAUUGUAAGCCAGCAUACAUGAUUUGCUGAUUUAAAUCCGAAUAAUCUAGUAAAUAUGUUAGUUAUGUAAAUUCACGAUCGGAACACAUAUGUUUGGCAGCUUCUAAUACCGAAUAUUGAAUCUUAAUAUUUAUGUAAAUAUUUGUUCGAAAAAUUGUUGUGCUUCGAAGAUAAAUGAAAUCCUGCAAUGUCAUCCUAAAUUCAAGUUCAGUUUGUUUCUUUUUGAGAAUUGACUGGUAUAACAAUUAAAUAUAAAUGUAGAAAUUCAUUUUCCAAUGCUGCAGACACAAUACAUUGUAAUUUUACGAAAAGACAGCAAAUGUACAAAUAUUUUUGUAAUGUACUUGAGAAAGUCUUCACGCGAAAUUGCACACUUUAUACCAUUAAAGGCAUAUGCAUAUUUGUUUAUGUAUCAACCGAUCAAUAAUAUCCAUGUAAUAUGUCUUCUAAUUUUUUAAUAAUAAAAUCUAAAAAUCAAA
Messenger RNA from Drosophila montana, 1259 nucleotides. Its product is annotated as cell death-inducing p53-target protein 1. Bases 141 to 530 code for a protein of 129 amino acids. The transcript has 3 exons. Gene Ontology annotation, molecular function: zinc ion binding. NCBI's taxonomy places the organism in Eukaryota, Metazoa, Arthropoda, Insecta, Diptera, Drosophilidae. The record is from RefSeq and is a predicted model, not a curated record.